AUGUCGAAACCUGAGUUUACCUUGCGAACUGGCAUCUAUCCAGCCAUCGUGCCGGAACAAUUCAAAGGUUCACUGGCAGGCAAAGUUGCCCUUGUUGCUGGAUCUGGGAGAGGCAUUGGAAGAGAGAUUGCAUUUGCACUGGCAAGGUCUGGUGCUGCAGUUGCAAUAUCAGGAAGAACGAAGCGUGAAGUUGAGGAGACUACGAAAGAUGUACUGAGUUUGGGCGGCGGUGUAAAAGCAAUAGGCAUUGUGGCAGAUGUUUGCGUCAGGUCAGAGUUAGAACGUUUGGUGAGGGAGGUCACAGAAGGUCUUGGUCCUAUCGACAUCCUCAUCUACAAUGCCGGAACAAAUACCUUCAUGCCAUUCCACCUGACCGAUCCUGACGAGUGGUGGAAACAAAUGGAGACCAUGGUCAAGUCUCCCACCGAAUUAACACGGAUGAUCCUCCCUUCAAUGCAAAAGCGGAACUCAGGCAUAAUCAUCUACACAUCAUCACGAGCAGCAGCCGCAGAUCUUCCCUGGGCUGCUGGAUACAGCUGUGCAAAGACAGCCAUCACACGAUUUGCUGGCAUCCUGCAGAACGAAUUGAAUAUCCUCCAGAAGGAUACCUUCGGUUUUGACGACAAUGGGAUCUCAGUCUUCUCCAUUCAUCCAGGAGAGGUGAGGACGAAGCUUCAUGAGACUGCUUUCCCCGAGAAGACGAAGAAGGAAGCGCCAUAUGUAGUGGAGCAUAUGGCGAAGAUGGCGAAGAUGCAUCCUGAUUUCAAAGCGGAGACUCCUGCUUGGACUUGUGUCUAUCUUGCGGCAGGCAAAGGCGCAGGGCUGGAGGGUCGCUUGGUGGAUUGUACCCGGGAUAUCGAGGAGGUGAAGAAGUUCGUGCUAUCUACGCCUAUACCGAAGAUCACAAAUGCUUGUGGUUGA
Hyaloscypha bicolor E is the source of this 921-nucleotide messenger RNA. Its product is annotated as NAD(P)-binding protein. NCBI's taxonomy places the organism in Eukaryota, Fungi, Ascomycota, Leotiomycetes, Helotiales, Hyaloscyphaceae. The transcript is spliced from 2 exons. The coding region runs from base 1 to 921 and encodes 306 amino acids. Gene Ontology annotation, molecular function: oxidoreductase activity. The record is from RefSeq and is a predicted model, not a curated record.